Messenger RNA from Mixia osmundae IAM 14324, 936 nucleotides. RefSeq lists its product as uncharacterized. Gene Ontology annotation, molecular function: metallopeptidase activity; proteasome binding; protein binding. Bases 1 to 936 code for a protein of 311 amino acids. The record is from RefSeq and is a predicted model, not a curated record. The transcript has 8 exons. Gene Ontology annotation, cellular component: proteasome regulatory particle, lid subcomplex. Gene Ontology annotation, biological process: proteasome-mediated ubiquitin-dependent protein catabolic process; protein deubiquitination. NCBI's taxonomy places the organism in Eukaryota, Fungi, Basidiomycota, Mixiomycetes, Mixiales, Mixiaceae.
AUGGACUUCGCAAGCAUGCUAGGCCAGAUGGGUGGUGGCGGAGGUGCCAACAGUGCUCAGUCAGGCGACUCGCCUGCUAAUGACAAUGCUGAGAUGGUCUACAUCUCCUCUCUGGCGCUCAUCAAGAUGCUCAAGCACGGUCGACAAGGCGUCCCUCUCGAAGUCAUGGGCCUCAUGCUAGGCGAAUUCGUCGAUGACUACACCGUUCGGGUCGUCGAUGUCUUUGCCAUGCCACAGUCGGGCACAGGUGUGAGCGUAGAAGCUGUCGAUCCCGUUUACCAGACCAAGAUGAUGGACAUGCUCAAGCAGACCGGGAGGCCCGAAGUUGUCGUCGGAUGGUAUCACUCUCAUCCAGGCUUCGGAUGCUGGCUGUCGAGUGUCGACAUGAGCACGCAACAGUCGUUCGAGCAACUAGACCCGCGCGCAGUGGCAGUCGUCAUCGAUCCGAUACAGUCUGUCAAGGGCAAAGUGGUCAUCGACGCCUUUCGGUUGAUCCCUCCCACGCUGGCCAUGAUAGGACAAGAACCUCGCCAGUCUACUUCCAACGUCGGCCAUGUCGCCAAACCCUCGAUCCAGGCUCUCAUUCAUGGCCUCAACAGGCACUACUACUCACUUGCCAUCAAUUUCCGCAAGACCGAUCUCGAGCAAUCUAUGCUACUCAACCUGCACAAGCAGUCCUGGACAGAAGGCCUAAGGCUGAAGGACUUUGAGGAGCACAAGAAGGGCAAUGAAGCUGCCAUCAAAUCAAUGUUGACGCUGGCAAAGUCGUACAACAAGUCGGUCGAGGAAGAGUCCACCCUUACAGCAGCACAACUCAAGACGCGGCACGUGGGCAAGCAAGAUCCAAAGCGGCAUUUGGAAGAUGCCGUCGAGAAGGCGAUGGGCGAUCAGAUCGUCCAAUCGCUCUCGACCAUGCUCCACCUUGUCUCUUCCUAG